Molecule: messenger RNA, 651 nt
Organism: Mycosarcoma maydis (corn smut)
Lineage: Eukaryota; Fungi; Basidiomycota; Ustilaginomycetes; Ustilaginales
Exons: 2
Coding region: 1-651 (216 amino acids)
Biological process (GO): copper ion transmembrane transport
Cellular component (GO): membrane
Molecular function (GO): copper ion transmembrane transporter activity
Source: RefSeq, a predicted model, not a curated record
AUGAACCAUUCAAGUAUGAGCAUGGGCGAUAUGGGCGAUGGGAUGGGAUCGGCUUCCUGCAAGAUUUCAAUGCUGUGGAACUGGUAUACCAUCGAUGCUUGCUUCCUCUCCUCUUCGUGGCACGUGACCACCAAGGGGACUUUUGCAGUCUCCUGCAUUGGUGUAAUGCUCAUGGUGGUCUGUCUCGAAGCACUCCGACGGCUUUCGGUCGAACUUGACAAGUCGCUUUCGAGACAAUUGGUGCAACGAUAUCGCCUCCUUCAAGAUCCGAGAAAGGACAGCAGUGCGAACGAUGCGGCGACACUCGAAUCGAUCAGCUCGCCUCGCGAGAUCCUGCUUAGAAUCACGCCGCUUCAACAACUCGUUCGCGCCGUGCUGCAUGCCGUCACUUUUGGCCUGGCAUACCUCAUCAUGCUUCUCGCCAUGUACUUCAAUGGCUACAUUAUCAUUUCCAUCAUCCUUGGUGCGGGUAUCGGCAAAUUUUUCUGCGAUUGGAAGUCGGCCGCAUUUGCCAUCAACCUCGCUUCACCCGAUCAUCACUCGGUCACAGGCUUGGAUCAAUCUACACUGGCUCAGAGGAAGCUCGCUUCUCUACAAAAGGAAGAUGCCGAAGCCCAAGCUGGAUCCUCGCACACUGUCUGCUGCGAGUGA